Molecule: messenger RNA, 1203 nt
Organism: Colletotrichum aenigma
Lineage: Eukaryota; Fungi; Ascomycota; Sordariomycetes; Glomerellales; Glomerellaceae
Exons: 3
Coding region: 1-1203 (400 amino acids)
Molecular function (GO): oxidoreductase activity, acting on CH-OH group of donors
Source: RefSeq, a predicted model, not a curated record
AUGAAUGCCUCCAACAACCUGCACGUCAACCCUUCUUAUGGGGGAUCGAGCUUCCAUUGCCGUGUGGGAAAACCAGCAGUGCCGCCGAAGCAGACCAAGUCAUGGGGAUUUCCAACUCCAGGCGUACAGUCUCCGACGGUGGCUAUGGUCAUGACUAAGGACUAUUUCAUUGACAACAGCAAGUUGGAGGAAAUUCUUGACGACGGUGAACACGACUACAUCGUUAUCGGCUCAGGCUGCACCGCUCUUGCUUUCAUCCAACAAGUACCUGGCAAGGAAUCGGACGCUCGAAUCCUUUGCCUGGAACGAGGAGGCUUUCCCUGCCGCCGCGAUUCUGCUCCACAGCUGCCCAGAGUGCCGCAAAACUGUCGGCAAGCGUGCUUUCUGACGCACAUUGUCGCGCGAGCACCGCUCUCUGCGUUCAAGUGGCAUCCUGUAGGCACAAAAUCAGAUAAGAAUCAGAGGCUGGAGAUUGGUGCGCACUACUUGGCUGGCAAGAAUCCAAGUAGCGGCCAGCAAUAUCAUGUCCAGAUCACAGCUAUCCAGAGUCCGGACCCGGAGAAGGAUGCAGAGGACGCGGCUCGUGAAUGCCCGGACUACGCCGCUGCCGCGACUUAUGAGCAGCCGGAGCACUCAACAGAGCAUGUCGUCUUUGUGUGUGCCACGCUCGGUGAAUUUUCCGAGCGCAACCCGGAGAACUGGUUUAAGCUGGACCCUGGCAACCCGGAUGUGACCACAAACAUGAAGCUGCAAUACACCCUCACCAAGUCCGACCGACAGCUUUGGGAUACUAUGGAUGAAGCGACCUACCAAACAAUUGAGCAGAUGGCCGCCCCGGAUGUGUCCGAACCGCCCUCUGAGGGUCUCGAGUACUGGCAUAUCGACGAACAUGAGCCCGACAAAGGAUCGUGGAAGCCGGCUGAUCCGAAACAAUCAGAGAUCCGUAUUCCAGGCAUUGUCCAUGAGACGAGCACCGCCUUCAUGGGCUCAGACCCAUCAGACGGCAGUUCCGUUGGACCAAAAUAUAACGUCCAUGGUGUUCCGAACGUGUAUGUCACUGGCGGUGCUCUCUUCCCGAUCGCAGGAAGCUGGAACCCGACCUUGACGAUGUGUGGGUUUGCUCAGGAUCUGGCGAGGCAGCUGGAGAAGGGACGCCACUUAAAUUGGCAUCAAGGGUCUAAGAUCGCUCAAAAUUGCCUGUAG